Exserohilum turcica Et28A is the source of this 1524-nucleotide messenger RNA. RefSeq lists its product as uncharacterized. Lineage: Eukaryota; Fungi; Ascomycota; Dothideomycetes; Pleosporales; Pleosporaceae. The record is from RefSeq and is a predicted model, not a curated record. Gene Ontology annotation, molecular function: oxidoreductase activity, acting on the aldehyde or oxo group of donors, NAD or NADP as acceptor. The transcript has 2 exons. Bases 13 to 1470 code for a protein of 485 amino acids.
GCGGCCCUGGACAUGCUCCAAGCCACCGCCCUCACCGCCCGCUGCCACAACGCCUUCUUCCGCCAGAAGCAGCUCAAGACGCUGCACGACACGCUGCGCAAGAACAGCAAUUCCAUCCGCGAUGCCAUCAAGCAGGACACGCACGUCACCGACGACGAGGCCACCACCGAGGUGGCCCUUGUGCUGGACCUCGUCAAAGAGCACUACGACUCGCUUGACGCCACCAAAGAACUCGAGGCCGAGUACAGCCUCACAAACGGCAAAAACGCCGCCGACCGAAGAUUUCCCUGGGGGGUUGUCUACGUUGAGCCGCAAAAAAGCCACACGCCCUUCUUUUCGGCCCUCUCGCCUGUGAGCGCCGCCAUUGCAGCCGGUUCUUGUGUGGCGCUCAAGCUUGAAAACAACCUCCGUGCUCUUCCCUCGCUGCUCCGGAAACUGCUCAGGGAGGCGCUCGAGUCGGAUACGUUCCUCAUCAUCGCAUCUGACCCAUCGCCCCAAUCGCUUGCAGGAUGCCUCCAAGUCUUCCAAGAAACGCAAAUCAGCCAGCCAUCAUACUCGCAGCACGUGUCGCCUCGCGGCAAGGUCGUGGCAGUCGUCGACCGAACCGCAGACCUCGCUGCCGCCGCCGAGCAACUGAUCACGGCGCGCUUUGCAUUCGGCGGCACAUCACCGUAUGCGCCCGACAUUGUCCUCGUCAACGAGUUCAUCAAGAAAGACUUCCUCGAGCACCUUCUCAAGAACUCGUUCCGCUUCCUCGCCGGCUCCGGCACCGUCUCCAACGGAACUACAAAAGCCAAUCAGCGACCGUCCAGAAUCAGCGACACCUUCAACGCCCUCUCAGAAAGCAAGUCGUGGAAGGUCAGCGUCAUUACCCAGGGCGACAACGGCGCCAUUCUCGAUCUCACAAACCUGCUCGCCCUCCCGCCCAAGUCCGAACAGCCCGUCUUCUGCGUCUCCGCCAUCACCUCGCUCGAGCACGCCAUCAGCCUCGUCGAAGACGACCUGGAGCCGCAGGAGAGCCUCCUGGCUGGCUACCACUUUGGCACGGCGUCGAUAGACAAGUACCUCUCACAAUUCAUUGUUGCAAACGCCUCGUUCGGCAACCACAUCCCCUUCCGUCUUCUCCUCGGCCCGCCCGCCCCCCUGUCGCAGCCCUUUGACGUCGAAAAGAGGUAUACCCCGCAGCAAUUCAUGCGCCUUUCGCCCGCGUACAUCAGCGCCCCGCCCUCGCAGACGGCAAUGGCCAAGCUGCUGUCCGGCAAGGACUCGAGCAAAGUAGCGAAUGAGGUGCUGCGCAGGGCGACGCAGGAAAUCAAGGAGAAGAAACGUCCCUUUACGAUUACAUGGGGUUAUUUCGAAAAGGGCUUGUUGAUUGGCCUGGGUGUCUAUGGUAUCCCCCUGCUGACGUGUAUUGGCGCGACGCUGUUCCUUGGUGUUAGGGCGGGACUGAGGAAAUUCGCCAUCAUCUGAGUUCAAAUUAGAUUUUCUUUUGUUUGACUUUUGUUUGUAAAAUGUAUGUUUCGA